This is a messenger RNA of Lolium rigidum, 1299 nucleotides long. Its product is annotated as QWRF motif-containing protein 3. The coding region runs from base 1 to 1299 and encodes 432 amino acids. The transcript has 6 exons. The record is from RefSeq and is a predicted model, not a curated record. Lineage: Eukaryota; Viridiplantae; Streptophyta; Magnoliopsida; Poales; Poaceae. Gene Ontology annotation, biological process: centrosome cycle; spindle assembly. Gene Ontology annotation, cellular component: centrosome; cytoplasm; nuclear microtubule. Gene Ontology annotation, molecular function: microtubule binding.
AUGGACAGCGCCCACGCCGUGGCGCCGUCGCCCCAGUCGCUCUUUCGCCAGCGCAGCUGCACCGAGCUCCCACGCUUCGCGGACGCCGACGCCGAGGAAAGGAAGAUCAGCAGGUCUUCCGGUAAGGGCGGUCACGCGUUCGGGCGCUCCAUGCGCUUCCUGCCGUCCUCCAAGCCUGCCAGCGUCACGCUCACCCCGGGCCGCAUCGUACCGUCCGACCUCCGCAGGCUCGUCGGCUCCUCGAUGGACGCCCGCGCCGAUGUCCCCAGCUCCGGAUCGGAGUGUAGCGACGCCUCCAGGGGAUCCAGUGCAAGGUCGACGAUCCCCAAGCCGCCCUCGCCGUUGAUUGCCCGUGCGAGCUCGGUCCGGCUGCUGGGGUCGAGCAACACACAGUGGGCUCUCUCGCCUGGGCGGCGAAGCAGCUCACCCGUGAAGGCACUAGCGACCGUGCAGGAAUCAAAGGGGAAGAAGAGCCUGUUGAGCAUGGGAUGGGGCCAUCUCUUCAACCGACGGAAGACGAUGGACACAGAUUCAUCCAUUGCCACCACGACCCUCGCCAACGCAUUGCCGGUGUCACGCGGCAACGGAGGAAUUGGGGAGGCCGGGCAUCAGAUGAGGAUGAUGCACUGUCGGUUUCUGCAGUGGCGCUUGUUGAACGCCAAGGCGGACGCUGCGUCCAAGAACAAGCGUGCUAUCGCCGAGGUUCAGUUGAUGGGUGCAUGGGCCAGUAUUUCAGAGCUGAGAGGGAAAGUAGCGAGGAAGCGAGUGCAGCUCGAUAAGGAGAAUCUGAAGAUUAAACUCACCAACGUACUCUCUUCUCAGAUGAGGGGUCUGGAUAUCUGGGGGCAGAUGGAGAGCAAGCACACCCUCGCUCUGAACUCCACACUGGAUUGCGCUAAGGCUGCAGUUUGCAGGAUUCCUCUUACCAACGGAGCUAAGGUGUCCCUACCGGCGAUGGCAUCCAUACUGGAGCAAAUGUUCGAGCUCGCAAUGACGGCCAGGAUAUCAGUUCGCUCGUUUAGCCCCGUGGCUAAAGAUACGGCAGUGCUAGUCUCGGAGCUGGUGCAUGUGGCUCGUGAGGAGCAAGCUCUGUUACAGGACUGCCUCGACCUGCUUGGACGGGUCUCUGCACUACAGAUUGAAGAGCAGAGCUUGCGUUGCCAUAUGGUGCAGUCAUCAUCUUCGCUGAAUCUUGUUCCAGUUUGGUUCUCCAGAAUCUACGUUAUUCUUGGACAUAAGUAUGACAUCAUCCCUCGCACGCUCCUCGAUCUCAAGGAGCGAGCCAACUGCAGCAUCUGA